GGGGAGAAAUAAAUGAGACGCAGUUAAUUGUAUAAUGUAAUGGAACACUUUCUCCGUCAUAGAAACAUUUAUUUAGUUACCGCAACGAACCGAUAAUAGAUGUAAAAAAAAUAAAUAAAAUAAAAUAAAAUUAUCCGAGUAGUACUAUACUCAGGCGAGGAAAAGUUCCAUGAAUUUCUGGCCACGCGGACAAAGAGGGCCGAGUAAACGACGUCAAUAGUUAGGGGCUAGAAGCGAAGUUGCGAGUUUGUUGAAAUCCAACAGUGCUAUGGGAAAAGAAUACAUUGUGCCACGAACGCAAUCAAGAUCCAAUCGGAUUUUAGUGAGAUACGUUAUAGCACAGAUGUUGCAAUGCCACGUACAGCGCUACAAUAAACUAGACCUUUCCAACGGCGCGGCGGAAGCGCACGAGAAAAUUAGACCCAUGUUGAAAUUGUAGGUGUUUUUUUUUUCGUUUUCCUGAUGCGUUGACGCCAUAUUUUGCGCAAUAAUGGUAAAUUUUCAGGUUUCUAUUGGUGUAAAAUUUAACAACUUACUCAAAAAUGUCAUCCUGUGUGAAACCGCGAGUCCAAUUUGUCCAAGUAAAUAGCUUCUGGCCAAGUUGUACUACCUGCUCUGGCUUGGUCUUUAUCCAAUUCUGUGUAGUACAAGGAAAACACGGAUGGAUAUUGUGUGGAAUGAGAACUGACGGAGAAAUUCUCCAGAAAAAAAGUCCAUAGCACAGGAUUAAUCGGAGAGAAAACUUCCUGCAAUGAGCAUCUUUCAUAGACGUUGGAAACACGCACUCUUCUUCACGAGUUUCUUCUCAGGAAUUUACAUAUUUCGUCAGUCUGCUAUAGAUACUGCAAAUGCAGGAUGUACGGGAGACGAGCACAGAGUGAGGAACUGUACCGUCCCAGCCCUGCAGUCCCUGCGGCAGUAUAACUCGUACAUCAACAAUAAACAAGCAGAUUGCAGUAAAUGGGUAGAGCUUGGAUCUAUGGGACCAUACGAUGGCAGGAAGUUCAUGUGCGUUGACUCCAGGUUCAACAUACAGCCCGGCAACUGCGUUGCUAUGUCCUUCGGCAUCAACGAUAACUGGUCGUUCGAGGAGGACCUCGAGAGGUUGGGAUGCAAGGUGUACGCCUUCGAUCCAACCAUAGGCCUAGAGACACAGGAGAGGUCUACCAACAUUCAUUUCUUCAAUCUGGGCAUCUCCAACUACCAAGGGCUCAGGAAAAUUGGAAUGAAUCUAAUACCAACGGAUUUCAACUUCACGAAGGAAUAUCCCGUCGAUACGUACGAAAACAUCCUCAAAAUGCUGGGUUUGACCGAUGUUCCCAUAGAUAUGGUCAAGAUAGACAUUGAAACAUCCGAAGUCGAAUUUUUCCAAGAUGUCCUGUACAAUACGCCCCACCUUUUGAGGAACAUCAAGCAGAUGGCUGUUGAAAUCCACCAUGAUAUUUAUGGAGGCAACGUGGGUCACACGAGCAUCCAACACGUCUUCUGGGUCCUCUUCCACCACCUGAAAUGCCACGGCUUCAAUAUAUACAUGAGCAGAGACGGCGGGUUCUUCAGGGAGGUUGUGUGGGCACGAGAAGCGGACUGGUGACGUCAAAAAAA
Messenger RNA from Macrobrachium nipponense, 1602 nucleotides. RefSeq lists its product as uncharacterized. Lineage: Eukaryota; Metazoa; Arthropoda; Malacostraca; Decapoda; Palaemonidae. The coding region runs from base 752 to 1591 and encodes 279 amino acids. The transcript is spliced from 8 exons. The record is from RefSeq and is a predicted model, not a curated record.